GGUACCGAUUUCUCGACUGGGCCUGCUUAGACGCGGUGUCGGGGAAGAAUUCGGCCGAUUGAUGCUCGUUGUGUACCUUGGACGGGAACCAUGAAAUCAUUAUUAAAGUGAAAAUAAGACCCCCGCCGUGUUGUCUUGAUAUCUCGCCCUUAACUCGACUUGCCACAGCUCAAUAUCAGUAACAGAACCUACGUACAGUUUUCGCUUCCAAAACGAUGUCUACGGAAAUUGAGUAUUCGGAGCCCGCCUAUACAAAGUCAGUAGACAGGGCCAAGUUUCCAUUCUAUCAUCCCAACAUCGAUGAAAAGCUAGUUCCCGAGGUAAUUUACCACUUUUUAUUCCUUCAUAUGCGUCUACAAUCACACUUUGCUAACUUUAAUCCCAGACUAGAGAGCUCCUUGAAAAAUACAGCCAUAUUCCACCAGUCCAGCAGUCCCAGCAUGUUCAUAGAGUUGUAAGUUGACUUCCACUGAAGUGAUGCCUAACUUCCACUACCUACUAACUCAGAAUCUAGCGCGACCUAGCAUGGGACAUUCGUGCAUACCCUUGCACUGGAGUCGGCGCAUGGCUUGUACCCCAGCUGUGCAGAAACCCCGUGUAUCCUGAUAUUCUGAAGCGGGUGCAAGCUGGUGAGACCUUGAUGGACGUGGGAUGUUUUGUUGGCCAUGAUUUGCGACGACUUGUCUACGAUGGAGCUCCCUCAGACAAAUUGUAUGCUGUUGACAUCAUCAGUCACUGGGACGUUGGAUACGAAAUGUUUCGUGAUCGAGGUCGUUUUGAAGCCCAUUUCAUUGAAGCGGAUAUCGUGUCGCAAUCUGAAAAGCUUACACAGUUAAAAGGCCAGAUUGAUGUCAUAUCAAUCACACAAGUGAUUCAUCAAUGGGACUGGGAUGGACAGGUCAAUUGUUGCAAACAGCUUACUGGUUUUACCAAGGGACCGGGAUCAAUGAUUGUGGGUAACCAAAUUGGAAAUCCCAAGGCUCAAGAGGUUACUCUGAAGUCAUUGGUUGUUCCCAUGUACCGACACAAUCCUGAAUCUUUUGCAAAGUUAUGGGAUCAAGUGGGAAAAGAGACAGGCACAAAGUGGGAAACCCAGGCAUGGAUUCGAACAUUCGAGGAGAUGUCGUUUGGUGCUCAAGAUGGGGCUUGGAUGGAACCUGGUGUGUCACUCAUUGAAUUUGUCGCCCGACGCACAGAGUGAAAUCACCUAUUAUCAGGGCAAAUUUGGGCACAAGACAAUUUAGCAAUAUUGUAUCUCGCUCUUACUGACCUGUCACUGAACGAACUUAUUCCCUGUCCAGUGCGCUUUGUUGUGAAAACUGCGUUCUUAAUGAUGUUAUGCACACUAGAAAUACGAUGAAUUCUGCCAUGC
Molecule: messenger RNA, 1372 nt
Organism: Sclerotinia trifoliorum
Lineage: Eukaryota; Fungi; Ascomycota; Leotiomycetes; Helotiales; Sclerotiniaceae
Source: the annotation of a GenBank genome assembly